This is a messenger RNA of Daucus carota subsp. sativus, 1879 nucleotides long. RefSeq names its product cysteine-rich receptor-like protein kinase 10. Gene Ontology annotation, molecular function: protein serine/threonine kinase activity; ATP binding. The coding region runs from base 111 to 1853 and encodes 580 amino acids. NCBI's taxonomy places the organism in Eukaryota, Viridiplantae, Streptophyta, Magnoliopsida, Apiales, Apiaceae. Gene Ontology annotation, biological process: protein phosphorylation. The record is from RefSeq and is a predicted model, not a curated record. The transcript has 6 exons. Gene Ontology annotation, cellular component: plasma membrane.
UGGAAAAUAAUAAGAGGCUCUCUGAUAGGUAACGGAGAGCCAGAACCAAUCUCUGAUAUGCACAUAUACUACAAGACGACGAUAAGAGUAUAUCAUAUAAGCAAGUAAACAUGCUCUUACUUCAAGUUCUCUCGACCUCGGUAUCCUUUCCACCUUUCGUGCUUUCUUUCCUAGCAUUUGUUACGUUGCAUAGCCUGGUCACGGCACAAAUGCACAUAAAAACAAGUUGUCAAGACAACACAUUUUCUUACACCGCUGGUAGCCGAUUCGAGAAGAAUCUUGAUAGCCUACUUCAUACGACUCUUUCUAUUUAUGGGGGUGGUUCUAUUUCUGCUGAUGCUAAGAAAGGAAGUUAUCCUGAUGAGGUAUACGGCCUUUUUCUCUGCAGAGGCGAUGUUUCAGAAAAGACUUGCCAGGACUGUAUUGAUGCAGCAACUGAUAAGAUUCUAAGUGAUUGUCAAUUUAAGAAAGAAGCAAUUAUAUGGUACGAUGAGUGCUUGAUAAGAUACUCAAAUAAAUCAUUCGUUUCUACUCUGGAAAUCACACCGGUUUUUUGUGUAUAUAAUAGUUUGGAUCUUACAGAAUCCAAAAAGUUUCUCAAAAUACGGAGAGACAUGUUUGACAAUAUUAUCGAUCAGGCAAUCAACAAUCCUGACAACCACAUGUAUGCUAAAGCUGAUGUGAACAUCACCGGUGUAGGCAACUUGUAUGGUAUGGUGCAGUGCACACCAGAAUUAUCACCUUUAGAGUGCCAAAAUUGUCUGACAUCAGGGGUUGCUAAUUUUGAUACUGCAUUGUGCCCAGACGGAAAGAGAGGGAAAAGAAUUCUAACACCAAGCUGUAACACAAGAUAUGAGGUGUAUCCUUUUUCUGAAAAUCCACCAAUACAAUCACCUGACUCGAGCAACAGCACUGACAAUAUCGGCAUUAGAAAAACAAGAGGCAAAACAUUGGUGACUGCAAUCAGCGCAAUAUUACCAACAACUUUGGUGAUAGUACUUAUUGGAUGUUGUAUAUGUUAUUACAACAGAAAGAAAAGGAUAGAAGAAACGGAUUACAGUGCACGAGAUCAAGUACUUGACCUUACAGAGGGUGGCUACUUGUCUGGACGUUUUGAAGGAGAAAGUAUAGUGGAAUCUGAUAGGUUUCCCUUAAUCCAGCUAGAUCUAAUUCAAACCGCUACACAACAGUUCUCUCCGAAAAACAAGCUUGGAGAAGGGGGUUUCGGUCCAGUUUACAAGGGUACACUAGUGGACGGAAAGGAAAUUGCCGUUAAGAGACUCUCUAGAAACUCUUGCCAAGGGCUACAAGAGUUCAAGGCUGAAGUUACUUUAAUUGCCAAACUCCAACAUAAUAAUCUUGUCAACCUUCUGGGAUGUUGUCUGGAAGGGGAGGAAUUGCUUCUUGUCUAUGACUACAUGCCCAACAAAAGCUUAGAUGUCCACCUUUUUGAUACCACAAGUGGAGCACAUCUAGAUUGGAAGACACGACUCAGCAUUAUUAAUGGAAUUGCUCGGGGAAUUUUGUAUUUGCACGAGGAUUCCCGUCUGAGGAUCAUCCACAGGGACCUCAAAGCUAGCAAUAUUUUGCUAGAUUCUGAUAUGCACCCAAAAAUAUCCGACUUUGGAUUGGCUAGAAUAUUUGGCAGAAAUCAGAUAGAGGAUAACACGAACAGAGUUGUUGGAACAUAUGGAUACAUGGCUCCCGAGUAUGCUGUGGAAGGAAUAUUUUCAGUGAAAUCAGAUGUUUUCAGUUUUGGAGUUCUCUUGCUAGAGAUAGUCAGCGGAAGGAAGAAUAGCCGUUUUUAUCUCACAGGAUAUGGCCAUAGCUUGCUUACUUAUGUGAGUUCAUAACAUUAAAAUGCUAUCAUAUUUUGACU